AUGUCGGCCACCACAGCUCGUUCAGACCCGUUCAAGCCUGCGGCGCGGGUUGCAGGUCAACGACAGGACGUUUGGUCCAUUGUCAACGAAGCCGCUGCGGCUUCUCCUGUCCAGCCUAUCGUGAACAUGGGACAAGGGUUCUUCGGGUACAACCCGCCGCAGUUUGCCCUAGAUGCCGCGAAGGCUGCCCUUGACCGCGUCGACUGCAAUCAAUACUCGCCGACGAAGGGCCGCCCACGGCUCAAGAAAGCUCUUGCCGACGCGUACUCGCCCUUUUUUGGGCGCCAGCUAAACCCAGAUACCGAAGUCACAAUCACUACCGGCGCAAACGAGGGCAUGUUGAGUGCUUUCAUGGGGUUCAUUGAGCAAGGCGAUGAGGUUAUCAUUUUCGAACCCUUCUUCGACCAGUAUAUCAGCAACAUCGAAAUGCCCGGCGGCACUAUUCGAUACGUCCCUCUGCAGCCUCCGAAGGAUGGAGCCACCAAGACGUUACCUGCGUCCGAAUGGAGCAUUAAUUUUGACGAGUUGGAAAGGACGAUAAACCCUAAGACUAAGAUGAUUGUUUUCUCGCGCGAUGAACUCGAACGCAUCGGUGACCUUGCCGUGAAGCACAACCUCAUCAUCCUCUCCGACGAGGUCUACGACCGUCUCUACUAUGUCCCAUUUACCAGAAUUGCCACCAUGAAGCCAGAGUACUAUGAGCGGACGCUCACCGUCGGCUCCGCAGGCAAAGCCUUCUACGCCACCGGCUGGCGCGUCGGCUACCUGAUCGGACCCGAGCACUUGAUCAAGUACGUUGCCGGUGCUCACACCCGCAUCUGCUACAGCAGUGUGUCUCCUCUGCAAGAGGCAGCGGCCGUUGCUUUUGAGGAGGCAGACAAGCAAGGCUUCUGGGACCAGAGCCGAGAAGAGAUGAAGAGGAAGAUGGAGCGGUUCUGCGAGGUCUUCGAUGAGCUUAACAUUCCUUAUUCUGACCCUGAAGGUGGCUACUUCGUGCUGGCUAACAUGGCCUCCGUCAAACUCCCAGAGGGCUACCCUUUCCCUCCUCACGUUGCUAGCCGGCCGCGUGACUUUAAGCUCUGCUGGUUCCUUAUCCACGAAGUCGGUGUGGCUGCCAUUCCUCCGACGGAAUUUUAUACCGAUGCCAACGCACAUAUCGCUGAGGACUACCUCCGCUUUGCAGUUUGCAAGGAGGAUGACGUCCUCGAGACGGCGAAGGAAAGACUUCGUGGGCUGAAGAAGUAUAUCGUGCGGUAA
Aspergillus nidulans FGSC A4 is the source of this 1257-nucleotide messenger RNA. Its product is annotated as kynurenine--oxoglutarate transaminase. Bases 1 to 1257 code for a protein of 418 amino acids. Gene Ontology annotation, cellular component: mitochondrion; cytoplasm. Gene Ontology annotation, molecular function: L-kynurenine:2-oxoglutarate transaminase activity; L-2-aminoadipate:2-oxoglutarate transaminase activity; pyridoxal phosphate binding. The record is from RefSeq and is a predicted model, not a curated record. Gene Ontology annotation, biological process: kynurenic acid biosynthetic process. The transcript has 8 exons. Lineage: Eukaryota; Fungi; Ascomycota; Eurotiomycetes; Eurotiales; Aspergillaceae.